Messenger RNA from Aspergillus melleus, 924 nucleotides. RefSeq lists its product as uncharacterized. The coding region runs from base 1 to 924 and encodes 307 amino acids. The record is from RefSeq and is a predicted model, not a curated record. The transcript has a single exon. NCBI's taxonomy places the organism in Eukaryota, Fungi, Ascomycota, Eurotiomycetes, Eurotiales, Aspergillaceae.
AUGGCCGGUCCCCGAAAUCGAAAAGAACGACGAGCCGCGGCCGCAGCGGCUUCUGCGAACGACACCUUCGACCCGACCUCGAUCCCCAUGGCCCACCCUCCGCGAGAAUCGUCGAGAAAACCGAGCAAAACACUGGUGGAGCUGAUCGCCGAGCGACAGCAGGAUUUGAUCUCUCAAGGAAUGAUGAUGCCGGGUGGGACACGCGAGCAGGACGCGGGACCGGGCACGCGAUUCGUGACGAUCGAUCCGCAAACAGGCAAAAUUGAGAAUUUCAAUGGGUCGGAUGCCAACGGUCCCAACUCGACGUCGCGCGUGCAAGAGGUUGAAGAUGACGAGGAAGUAGAGGACAUGAAAGAGGAGGAAGCAGGGAAAGGAGAAGAAACCCACUCGCCCGACGACGCGCCGCCCAUUCCACCCUUCAUCGAUACGCUUCUCCUUUCGAUCCCCCUGACCACGCUACACUUGACAUUGUCAUACCUCGCCGCCCACCAAUACGCGGAGAGCAUCAAUAUGGAACAUCUUCUCAAGGAUUCGGGAUACGUAGCGUUCCCCAUCCUUACAUUCUUGGUCCAUCUGGCCCACGGGCAUAUUGUGUCGUUCGCUGUUCGCGGGGACCCCCGAGCCAGUGAAUCGAUAUCGCUUCUUCCCUGGAGCCCAGAGAAACUGUCCAUCUCGUUCCUGCGACGUCUGCUCUUCCCGCCGUCAUGGCGCACUUUGAUAUUCUUGCCGAUCGCCGUGGCGCUGGGAACGAAACUAGUGACCAUCACGAACGAGGACCCCUACUACGCCGUAAUGAAGCGGGCGCCAGCCAUCGGGACAAUCUGGGUUUGGAGUAUUCUGGAGAUUCCGCUGGGAGCAGCACUCCUGGGCGCGCUGGUCCCGAUGACCUGGGCGGUUUGGUGGAAGGGGUACGGCAUACUUUGA